CUAGGAAGGAGAAUGUAGGGGCUGAUGCUUUAUCUCGUUGCCCCCACCAAGCUGAGCUCCUUAAUUUAGUGGUGCCAAUGCCUCGACUUUUUGAAUUUUGAAGAUUCCUUGCAGCAGGACACCCAGUUACAAAGCAAAUUUUGGAUGAGUUAAAGUUAGAUCCUACUGCUAUUCCUGUGUAUAUUAAGGUAAAUGGCAGGUUGUUUUAUCGAGGGUGUUCCUCCGGCUCUCGCCAAAUUGAUCGAAGAGGCUCACCUCACGCCAUCAGGGGGCCAUGGAGGGUUCCUCAAGACAUUGAAACGGCUUACUGGUAAUUUCUAUUGGCCCAACAUGAAAGCAGAUGUUAAGACAUUCGUCCAACAGUGCCACAGUUGCCAACAAACGGCUCUAUUUCCUGCAGGGCUAUUACAAGUUUACAACAGCUACCAGCACCUGAAACUGGCAGAACAACUAGGCCAGGGACAAUGUUUUGAGACUUUUACAGGACAAUCUCAAAACAACCCAAGACCGAAUGAAGAGCUAUGCGAACCAGCACCACAGUGACAUAAAUUUCAAAGUUGCUAAAGCUGUUUUCCUUUGCAACCAACCUUUCCGGCCGAAUUUGUUUUUUUAGGUUGGAAUUUGGUUAGAAGAACCACAAAUGUUGUGAACCACAUAUUCCUUUCCUUAAGAGAAAAUGAGAGAAGUGUGAAGUUUAUUUUGGGAUAUAUAUAAAUAAGGAAAGUAUAAAGUUAAUUACGGGAU
Messenger RNA from Cuscuta campestris, 744 nucleotides. The record is from the annotation of a GenBank genome assembly. Lineage: Eukaryota; Viridiplantae; Streptophyta; Magnoliopsida; Solanales; Convolvulaceae.